Molecule: messenger RNA, 1515 nt
Organism: Glarea lozoyensis ATCC 20868
Lineage: Eukaryota; Fungi; Ascomycota; Leotiomycetes; Helotiales; Helotiaceae
Exons: 3
Coding region: 1-1515 (504 amino acids)
Cellular component (GO): nucleus
Molecular function (GO): chromatin DNA binding
Source: RefSeq, a predicted model, not a curated record
AUGGGUCGUCGACCAGGUAGAGCUGCUGCAAAGCACGCAGCGGCAGCAUUGAAAAACACCCCCCAAUACGACGAAGCCGAAGAGGAUGAGCAAAUGCAAGAUGCGCCCACGCCAGAUGCCAGUAGCCCGCCACAAGAUGCGGAAGACGAUAACGAAGAUGAAGAAGGCACACCCGCCCAAGAAUCCGAACCUGCAUCCGCGCCCGCGACACCCGCUCCCGAACCAGUUGUGCGCAAACGACGACUCGGUCGACCACCGAAGAACAAGCCUCCAGAUUGGGAUGCUGAUCGCGAUGAAGCACGCUCUGAUGCUGGGACACCCAGACGAGGUCGCGGUAGAGGAGGAUUCGGAAGAGGUGGUGGACGAUGGGGAAAACGGGGAGGUGGUCCUUCGCAUGUCACACAACAACCUAUAGAUAAGGAAGGAAAUAUGGUUGAUGUGGUUGAUGAUGAAGUGGAAUUGCCUGAGGAUCCUGCUGGUGAGGAGAAAGUCGACAAGUUUGGUAACCUUCAAGGUGGCCGCGAAUAUCGGUGCAGAACUUUUAGAAUGCCUAAUAGAGGUAAACGUCUUUACAUGUUGUCGACCGAACCAGCCAGAUGCGUGGGCUUUCGAGACAGCUAUCUAUUCUUCACCAAGCACAAGCGGCUAUACAAGAUCAUCAUCGACGAUGACGAGAAGCGGGAUAUGAUUGAGCGCGACCUCAUUCCACAUUCUUACAAAGGACGUGCUAUUGGUAUAGUGACGGCAAGAUCAGUGUUCCGUGAGUUCGGUGCGCAGAUAAUAGUUGGGGGGAAAAGGGUCAUUGAUGAUUACGAGGAGGCGAAGGCCAAAGCAGAUGGUAUCACAGAAGGAGAGCUUGCUGAUCCUAAUGAUAUUAUCAAAGAGGGCGAGGAGUACAACAAGAACCAAUACGUGGCAUGGCAUGGAGCAAGUUCCGUCUACCACACCGGUCAACCUACGGUCCCAUUACAGACAGGCAAGGUAGUUGAUGGCAAAAAGCGCCGGAUUAUGGUCAACGAUGUGAAUUGGAUGUUAGAACACGCUCGAGAAGCAAGCCGCUUCAACUCAGGCCUCGCCCUCCAACGCAAAGCAAUCCUCAACGGCAUCUACGACCCCCACACAAACAUAAUGCAAUACCCCAAAAUUAUGCAACCCACCCACGCAAAAUGGAUCCAAAUCAACGACCACUCGCCCCCGUCCGACGCACCCUCAGACACCAUAUUCACACCCGUCGACCCCAUCAUCUCCCGUAACUACAUGGUCGUAGACACCGUCUACGAAUCCGCCCCGGCUUCUAAUCUUGGUGUGCCUGGCCCCGACGGAGCGGUAUACGAUAUUGGGUUUAACGGCCUGGAGGGUGUGUCCGAGGAUAUCAAGGCAGAGUUGCCCCCGGAGUGUUUGAAGGCUUUUGAGGAGGCGGUGGGGAAGGAGAGGGUGUGGAAGGAGAGUUGGGGGAGUGAGGGACGGGAUGGGGCGAGGAGGGCGCCGAAGAUUGAUAAGGGGCCGAUGGUUUGA